Molecule: messenger RNA, 3700 nt
Organism: Biomphalaria glabrata
Lineage: Eukaryota; Metazoa; Mollusca; Gastropoda; Planorbidae
Product: G-protein coupled receptor GRL101-like
Exons: 2
Coding region: 84-3473 (1129 amino acids)
Biological process (GO): G protein-coupled receptor signaling pathway
Cellular component (GO): membrane
Molecular function (GO): protein binding; protein-hormone receptor activity; G protein-coupled receptor activity
Source: RefSeq, a predicted model, not a curated record
AAUCAGUUUGCCUUUACGCGAGUUUUCUAUACAUGUAUAGGCAAUGCUAAAUACAUUUUGUUAACGCUCCGAAGGAUUAAAAGAUGUUUUAUUUUUUGUUUUUCUUUGGCGUAGGUUGUGUUCUAUCCUUUCCAUUAGAAGAUUGCGAUGUUAAGAAACAUCACUUCAGAUUUUUACUGGACUGUCGAUAUGAUGUAGAGGAGCAAAUGAAGAUAUUUAAUCAAACCAAACAUUUUUUUGAGACUGAAAAAGAAUGGAAUAUCCCACGAUUCACCUUAAUGACCUAUUCAGAUAAAGGCAUCUAUUGGAUAAAUAUAACCGACGUUAAGCAUAUAAAGCAAUCAUGCCCUGACAGGAUUCCCUUUGAACAUAUUACCAACCAAUCACAGACAUGGAGCCAGUCCCAGUCUAAGUCUAUUCGAAUAACUGUGAUGUUAGUUUCGUUAUUUCACGAUUGUAAUGUACUGGAUGAAACUAUGACAAUUUUUUUUACUUCUAGGAAGCACAACUUUUUUGUUGUUUUGAAAUCACCGGCAGAUUGUUCGCAAAAUCGCUUUUUUGAAACCAAUCAUAUUCUGCCUUUAAAAUCAUUUGAAGAGUUUAAUAGCGAAGAAUUUUAUUCCAAAGUUUGUUAUAUUAAAUGUCAGAAACAAAAUCAUAGUCUUAUGAUUGGAAAGUUUUUAAAAUCCUACUAUCAUUUAGCAGAGAAUUUGACAAUGUCUAGCAAUGAAGCUCGCCAGUACUGUGCACAGAAACAAAGUAGUUAUUUACUUUCUUUGGAAUCGUAUGAUGAAAUGGAAUUUAUUUUUAGAACAUUUGGAAAACAAGGAGUCGUCGUGCAUGUCGGUAUAAACAUAGUUAGAAAAGGUAGGACUAGACUAACAUGGGCGUCGUCAAACCCGUUUAUUUUAAAAUACCAUUUUAAUUUCCAAGUGUUUAAAAAUUAUUAUGGUUCUAAAUAUCCAGAAAAAUGUUUUAUCAUCAGCAGUGAGAAGUAUGACAAUGAAUCAAUACUACAUGUAGACAGUAAAACCAAUCAACAAUAUAAUAUCAUGGAUGUUGAUUGUGAUAAACCAAUAGAGUACGCACUGGUGAUAUGUGAAUGUCAUUUACCUAUUUCUAAUAAUCAGAUCACAUUAGAAACUCAAGAAAUGGAGGACAUGUUUUUGAUAGAUCAUUUUUAUAUUUCAAAUUUUUUUAGAAUGAUUAAUUCCGAAAAAAAAUAUAUUCAAUUAAUUAACUGUUUUCUUCACUUAAAUUACUCAAAUCAAAGUUUAAUAGAAAAUAUGUGCAGGAAAUACAUUGGUCCGAUAAUAAAGUCACAUCGAAAAGUAGCCGGUGAUUUCCCAAUCAUUCGUGGGAUUAAAGGACUUCGCCUAGCUGACGAUCUAAAUAUUUUAAAAAUAGUAAACAUUUCCAGCUGUCAAUUUAAUGACUAUUGUAAAAAAUCCGAAACUUGGCUUAAUUGUGUAAAGAACAUUAACUCCUGUAAAGACUGCUUGGAAGAUAGGGACAUAUGUCUCCAACGACAUUCUUUAAUAGAAAUAAAUUUAGAAAAGUUUACAUGUGAAAGUGAUAUGGCAGAGUUCGCAUUUCGUUGUAUUAAAACUUUAUAUCGAAAUUGCAUUGAUAAUUAUCAUUUGCAACACUGUGAGAACUUUACAUGUCCACAUAAUUCAGUCAAAUGCUAUAGAUCUUACUGUAUUCCACUAGAAAUGAGUAAUAAUGGAGAACCAGAUUGUCCUCAUGGAGAAGAUGAAUUUGUGAAGUCAAAAGAUGACACACAUUCAGAGCAAUGUUUCGGUAACAUCUUAGCCUAUCUAAAAGAUGUAUGUUUAACUAGGACGCCUUUUUACAAGGAUAAAGAGUUUCUUUGUUCUCCUGCUUGUCCUGAUGAAUAUACUUGCAUUUCUCACAGACGUUUGAAAGAUGACAAUACACAGUCUAUUGAGAUGUACAAAUUUCACGUUCCACUGUACAACAUUUCUAACUCAUAUUACCCAGAAAUUAUUUCAACAUACUUUCCAAUUCUGAAUAUCGUCGAACUUUCUCUCCGAAAAUGUAAAGUAGAAAAUUUUGACUUGGCUUUUAAAAACUGGAGACUUUCCCAUCUACUGGAAUUAGAUCUAAGUUACAAUAUCUUGAAAAGUAGUGACGAAAUGAAUUUGUUUCACGAUAUGAUAAAAUUAACAUUUUUAAAUCUUUCUAAUAACCCAAGCCUCAGAAUAGGGGACAAAUUUACAUUUCCCAAAAAGUUGAAAACUAUCGAUCUGUCGUACACGUCAUUUAAAUCAAUUCAAGGCAAAACAUUUGUUAAUUUAAAGCGUCUAAAAAAUCUGGAUUUACGUGGUACAAAAGUUUUAGGAUUUAAAGAUAUGGGAAUACCAAAGUUCUUCAUUUUAGACACACUGUAUAUACAAAGUGUUCAAAUCUUUCAAAUACAGCAAGAUUUUUUUGCAGGUUUAACCAUUCAAACUGGAUUAUGGACAAGUGACUUUAGAUUGUGUUGCCCUCAAAUUUUAAAUGCUAAUAUAUCUGUAGACAAAUGUCAUGGACCCACUGAUGCCAUUUCCUCAUGCAAACAUCUUAUUGGGGAUGUAUUUAAGAGACUUGUCAUUUGGAUUGUUGGUUUAAUCACAAUAGUUGGAAAUGGCAUUGUAUUAAUCUAUAGACUUGUGUGUAACAGAGAAUUAUUUAAAAAAGCUUAUGGUCUUUUUGUGACAGGCCUGGCAUUAUCAGAUUUUAUUAUGGGGAUAUACUUGAUGAUUAUUGCGAGCGUUGAUAUUGACUAUAAAGAUAUGUAUGUCUUGGAAGAGACAAACUGGAGAAAUGGGAUGUUGUGUCAGAUCUCUGGGUUUUUAUCAACACUCUCUAGUGAAACAUCAACUUUCUUUAUUUGUUUGAUAACUUUAGACCGUUACUUGAAAAUCACUUAUCCAUUUGGUGAAUAUAAAUUGUCACAAACUUGGACUCGUGUUUUAUUCACAUUAGCUUGGUUAGUUGGCAUUGUUCUGGCAGCUAUUCCUAUAGUAAUUUCGAGUUGGGAAAUUUAUUCCACUAAUGGUCUGUGUUUGGCUCUUCCAUUUAGUUCUAUUCGUUUCAGUGGCUGGGAGUUUACGUUUGUCGUUUAUGUUGGAGUUAAUUUUGUUUUAUUUUUACUCAUAGCUCUUGGUCAAGUAGCCAUCUUUGUUCACAUUAAAAGAAGAAAACAAUUUACGUCUUGCUUGAAGAAUAGUCGUAACAGAAGAUUAGAAGACUUAGCUGUUGCCAGAAAAUUGGCAUUUGUGGCUAUGUCUGAUUUUCUUUGCUGGUUUCCUAUCGGAAUCAUUGGGAUUUAUUCAAUGAAUGGACACACAUUCAACAGCGAUGUUUACGCUUGGUUUGCAGUGUUUGUUUUACCCAUAAACUCAGCAUUAAAUCCAAUCAUUUAUACUAUUCCUACUUUAUAUGCUAAAUGUAAACAAAAUACUUAAAAUACCAUAGAAAUAUAAUGCAGUACUUGAGAAACUAGAUUAAAGAAAGCUGGCCUCCAUGUAAUGAUAUAAAGAGUAUUGAUUCACGUUCACUUAAUUUUUAAUAACUUUAAUGUGAGUCUGACCAAUGCCUUUAAUCUUAAGUUAUAAAUAGAAGAAUGUGAACAUUAAUUUUGUUCUAAAUACGUAGCUAACUAUUGUAGAUUCAGUGGCAUAACUAAGGGAGG